This is a messenger RNA of Penicillium salamii, 3021 nucleotides long. The record is from the annotation of a GenBank genome assembly. Lineage: Eukaryota; Fungi; Ascomycota; Eurotiomycetes; Eurotiales; Aspergillaceae.
AUGGAUAUCCGGAACUUUUUUGGCGGCAAGCCUGAUCAAGGCUCCAGCCCAGCUGCCGCAAAACCCGCGGCCAAAAAAGAGCCCGAAGAGACCAAAGACGAGCCUACGACAUCCUCCGACUACUUUGCCUCUACCAAAAAGAGAGGAAGACCUGCCAAAGCCACAGAGGCCACCAAGCCUGACAGCGCCAAGGAUGAUACCGCCAGCGCAAAGCCUAACAAGGCCACUGAGGAACCAGCAAAAAGUAAACCAAGCGCAUCUCGCACCUCGAUGAAGAAAACCACGAAGGUCAUCGAAGAUGAGAACCUCGGUGACAAUGACAUCUUCGCUACCGAGUAUGGAAAGGUCGGCAAAGGAGACGAUGAAUAUGUUGCCGGCGGCGACAGUGAUGACGGUAGCGACUUUGAGGUUCUCGAGGUAAAACCUGCCGCCCCAAAACCCAAACGAGGACCAGCAAAAAAGGCAUCCCGCCACAAUGAGGAUGAGGAUGUGGUGAUGGAAGAACUUCCAAAGAUUUCUGCCCCGAAAGCUUUACCGGGCCGCAAACGCAAGUCAGAAGCUCUCAUUGACGAAGACGAAGAUUUCGAGCAGCCAAAAAAGCAACCCAAAAAGGCUGCAGCAAAACCGAAAUCCACUGCAUCGCCAGCUGCCAAGAAGCCCAAGGCUAGCCCCAAGAAAGGCGUGAAAGAGGAUAAGACUGAAAGCAAAGAGAUCCAGGAUAUCUUCGACAGUAUUCCCACAAUCGAUGCGCCGGAGCCACCCCAGGGAGAGGCCAAGAAAUGGAAGUUUGGUCAACAACAGUCUCGGGACCCAGAAAUGGCUGGGACUAAGGAGAUGCCCACUGGACAGGAAAACUGUCUUGCCGGGCUCUCAUUUGUUUUCACUGGUGUCCUGGAGUCUCUUGGCCGUGACGAGGGAUCUCGUUUGGUAAAGAAGUACGGUGGUAAGGUCGUUGGAGCACCCAGUUCCAAGACAAGCUACGUUGUACUCGGUGGUGAUGCCGGUCCAAAGAAGCUUGGGGUUAUUGCACAGCAUAAGCUCAAGACCAUCAACGAAGAUGGUCUCUUCGAAUUGAUCAAGAGACUGCCCGCCAACGGUGGGGAUGGAAAAGCUGCCGAAAAAUAUGCCGAGAAACAACGCGCCGAUGAGGAAAAGGUCCGGGCGAUGGCCGCCGAGAUUGACGCCGAAGAGAAACGCAAGGCUGCGGCGGCAAAGCCUGCAAAAGCUCCCAAGUCGGGCUCAACCACGCAACAGACACCACCCAGCUCCCAGUCUGUGUCGUCCGGUGAUCUAUGGACUACGAAAUAUGCCCCGACUUCAACCAAUAUGAUCUGUGGCAACAAGGCCCCCGUUGAAAAGCUCCAAAACUGGCUGCGCAACUGGCACCGCAAUGCGAAGUUAGAUUUCAAGAAGGGUGGUGCAGACGGUUCUGGUACAUACCGAGCUGUAAUCAUGCACGGUGGUCCAGGAAUCGGUAAAACCACAGCAGCCCACCUUGUGGCAAAACUGGAGGGCUACGAUAUCGUGGAAACUAAUGCUAGUGACACCAGAAGCAAGAAGCUUGUUGAGACCUCUACCUUGGGUGUACUCGAUACAACCUCCUUGCAAGGAUACUUUGCUGGGGAAGGUAAACAGAUUGAGGGCGACAAGAAGAAGCUUGUCCUCAUCAUGGAUGAGGUUGAUGGUAUGUCUGCUGGAGACCGUGGCGGCGUGGGAGCUGUUGCUGCUAUCGUCAAGAAGACAAAGAUUCCAAUCAUUCUCAUCUGUAAUGAGCGACGACUCCCCAAGAUGAAACCAUUUGACCACAUCACUUUCGAAAUACCUUUCAGACGCCCGACAGCCGAUCAAAUCCGUGCCAGACUAUCAACCAUCUGCUUCCGUGAAGGCCUAAAGAUCCCGCCUCCCGUACUCGAUGGUCUCAUUGAAGGGACAAAUGCCGAUAUUCGGCAGGUCAUCAACAUGUUGUCUACAGCCAGGCUGGACCAACAAGGCCUCAAUUACGACCAAGGAAAGGACAUGUCAAAAGCAUGGGAAAAGCAUAUCAUUCUCAAGCCUUGGGACAUCGUUAGCAAAAUUCUCAGCGCUCAGAUGUUUGCCCCGAGCUCCACCACUACCUUGAAUGACAAGAUCGCCCUCUACUUCAACGACCAUGAGUUUAGCUAUCUGAUGCUCCAAGAGAACUAUCUCAAAACCAAGCCCACGCUUGCGGGCAGGUACCAAGGCAAAGAGCAGAAGCUCAAGGCGCUUGAGUUGAUGGACAACGCCGCUUCGGGGAUCAGUGAUGGUGACCUUGUCGACCGCAUGAUCCACGGAACUCAGCAGCAGUGGAGUCUGAUGCCCGUCCAUGCAGUAUUCAGCUUCGUACGGCCUGCCAGUUUCCAGUACGGAAACUUCAGCGAACGGGCUGGAUUCACUAGUUGGUUGGGUAACAACAGUAAACAAGGCAAAAUGUCGCGAUACGUCAAGGAAAUUCAGGGCCACAUGCGUCUUCGCACUACGGGCAACCGCGACGAGAUUCGUCAGCAAUACUUGCCUCUACUUCAAGAGAAGAUUAUUCGCAGACUGAUGGAUGAAGGCAAGGAAAGUGUUGACUCUGUCAUUGACCUCAUGGACGAAUACUAUCUCACCCGUGAAGACUUCGAUGCCAUGGUUGAACUGGGACUCGGCCCCAUGACCGAGUCUAAUAUCAAAAUUGAGACCCAGACCAAGGCUACAUUUACGCGUCUGUACAACGCACGCUCGCACCCUAUGCCAUUCAUCAAGGCUAGCAAUGUCGUGGCGCCAAAGAAGGGAACGAAGGAGAAGCCUGAUCUCGAGGAUGCUAUUGAGGAGUCUGACGAAGAGGAAGUUGUGGAAGAAGUCAAGGAUGACGAGGAAGAGCUUGAUCUGAAGAAGGACAAGUAUGUGAGUUUGCCUAAGAAAAAGAAGGCGCCAGCCAAGGGCAAAAAGACCAAAAAGACCGAGGAUGAUGACGAAGAGAAGCCUAAAAAGGGUCGUGGUAAGGCUAAGGCUAAGGCUUGA